AUAAAAGCUCGCAAACUCAACCCUUCUGGGUGGCCUCCAGCUCAAGCCCCCAAAAUGGUGGCCGAAACGAUCUCUUCUUCUCUCCUUCUGCUCAUCAUCUUCUACUUCUCUUCGCUAGCAGCAUCCCAAAUGACAACAGAGGAUGGAGAAAGGCAAACUCUCCUCCGAAUCAAGGAGGAUUGGAGAAACCCCUCGGUUCUCAGCUCUUGGAACGACUCCACCCCAACCAGCCACUGCAACUGGACCGGAAUCGAAUGCUCCGCUGAUGGCUUUGUGACGAACAUCGCACUCGUCGACCAAAACAUCACCCAACCCAUUCCCGCCGCCGUAUGCAAGCUGAAAAAUCUCUCCAUCCUCGACCUCGGUGACAACGACAUCACCGGCUCCUUUCCCACAUCCCUCUACAACUGCUCUAACCUCCUGCACCUCGACCUUUCCGGGAACAACUUCGUCGGCGUGAUCCCGUCCGAUAUCUACCGUCUCUCUCCCCAUCUCACUGACCUCAUCCUCUCAGGCAAUAACUUCACCGGAGACAUUCCCCCCUCCAUCGGCCGGCUCUUGGCUAUCGAAUAUCUUGAUCUCAGUUUCAACCUCUUCAACAUCUCCUUCCCAGCCGAGCUCGGCAACCUCUCAAACCUCCAAACCCUCUGGUUGGCGUAUAAUCCCUUCUCUCCGGCAACGAUCCCUCCAACUUUUCGCAAUUUGACUCAGCUGAGCGAGCUGUGGAUGCACCAAACUAAUUUGAAGGGCGAGAUCCCAGAAUUCAUCGGAGCGUUGACGGAGAUGACCUUUUUGGUUCUAUCAGAGAACUCCCUCAGUGAAAGCAUACCAGCCGGAAUCUGGAGUCUAAAGAAGUUGCGGUACCUUUAUUUAUAUGCAAACAACCUAACUGGACCGAUCAACAUCGACGAACCAAUUGGCGCCUUGGGGCUGGAAGGUAUCGACGUCUCGAUGAAUCAAUUAAAUGGAUCCAUCCCGGAGGAAUUCGGCAAACUUCAGAACCUCUCUUUUCUUUACAUGGUCAACAACCGGUUUUCCGGCGAGAUUCCGGCGAGCAUCGGCCUCCUCCCGGCGCUGACCUAUCUCUGGCUCUUCAACAACGGUCUGACUGGGGUCCUACCGGACAUAUUGCCAUCACAACUUACCCGGCUGAAUAUCCACAACAACCGAUUCUCCGGCACCCUACCGAGCAGGUUGCCAUCAGAGCUUGCGUGGCUGGACAUCAAGAACAACCGAUUCUCCGGCACCCUACCGGACAAAUUGCCAUCAAAACUUUCAUUGCUGGACAUAGAGAACAACCAAUUCUCCGGCAACAUUCCAUCAACGGCCGAAAGUUUGCGGGUCCUUAAAGCGGCCAACAACUUAUUAUCCGGUAAAAUUCCAGCUGUCUUGACUGAAAUCUCCGUACUAUCGGAGCUACAUCUCGGAGGGAACCAGAUCUCUGGCCAAAUCCCGCCAGGGAUAUCAGAGCUGAAAUUUCUGUGUGUUCUUAAUCUCAGCAGCAACCAUCUUGUUGGUGAGAUUCCUGCAGCAAUUGGGUCCUUACAGGAACUCAUCUCACUCGACCUAUCGAUUAACCAACUGUCCCACUCAAUUCCGCCAGAGAUCGGAGACCUCAAGCUCAAGACGCUCAACCUCUCGUCCAACCGGCUCUCUGGCGAGAUCCCGAUCUCAUUACAGGACGCAGCCUACAAUCGAAGCUUCCUCUCCAACCCCAGCCUCUGCGCUUCCAGUGAACUCUUGAACGUCCCCAUCUGCAAACAUGGCUUGCAAUGGAAGCUCCGUAUGAUGCUCAUCGUUCUUGCUUCACCCGUCUUCUUGAUGGCAACUGUCUUCGCUGUGUUCGCAAGAAGAGCGCGCCAUGGGAGAAGCAAGGGAAGAGUUCUACCCACGUGGAAGAUGAUGUCUUUCUAUCCGUUGGAUCUUAUGGAGUCCACCAUCCUGAGUGGGCUCACGGAGGACAACAUUAUCGGGAGAGGCGGGGGUGGAAAAGUAUAUCGGAUUGCGCUCGACAACCACGUCGCACAGAUCGUGGCAGUUAAAAAGAUCUGGAACAGUAGGAAGCUUGAUUCCCUAUUGGAGAAGGAGUUCCAAUCUGAGGUCCAAAUCCUAGGCUCAAUCCGGCAUGCUAAUAUUGUUAAACUACUUUGCUGCCUCUGGAGCAUCGAUAUGAAACUGCUGGUGUACGAGUACAUGGAGAAUGGAAGCCUGGAUCGGUGGCUUCGCAAGAAGCGGAGGGUGGGGGAGCAAAUCGAAGAGAUGAAUUCUGAUCACAUGCCUUUAUUAGAUUGGUCCACCAGGUUGCGGAUUGCUGUCGAUGUGGCACGAGGAUUGUGCUAUAUGCACCACGGUUGCUCCCCGCCUAUCGUGCACCGAGAGGUGAAGUCGAGUAACAUAUUAUUAGACUCGGAAUUUAGAGCCAAGGUGGCUGAUUUCGGUCUGGCUAGAAUGCUCGUCAAGUUUGGAGGGGACAACACGGUGUCGGCUGUAGCGGGAACAUUCGGUUACAUGGCUCCCGAAUGCGCAUACUCGAGAAAAAUAAAUGAGAAGAUGGAUGUGUACAGUUUUGGAGUGAUUCUUUUAGAACUAACCAUCGGAAAAAAAGCAAACGAUAAUGGAGAAUAUGGUAAUCUAGCAGAGUGGGCUUGGCGCUGCUUGCAGGAGGCUGACAAGAUGAUCGAUGCUAUAAAUCAAGACAUCAAAGACCCAAUAUAUGUAAAGGAGAUUGCAUUUGUCUUUAAAUUAGGAGUCAUGUGCACUGAUCCAUUGCCUUCGUCAAGACCUACAAUGAAGGAUGUACUUCAAAUCUUAUUAAAACGUCGACGUCAACAAGCUGUUGUAAAUGAUACUAUGGUGUGAAUGAAACAUAGCACUAGAGCUCCUACCAC
Elaeis guineensis (African oil palm) is the source of this 2888-nucleotide messenger RNA. RefSeq lists its product as uncharacterized. NCBI's taxonomy places the organism in Eukaryota, Viridiplantae, Streptophyta, Magnoliopsida, Arecales, Arecaceae. Gene Ontology annotation, biological process: protein phosphorylation. Gene Ontology annotation, molecular function: ATP binding; protein kinase activity; protein binding. The record is from RefSeq and is a predicted model, not a curated record.